AUGUCUGAAAUUUUGAAGAUUUUGGUGGAUCGCGGAUAUAAUGUGACAUUAGUAGCACCAGGAAAUUUUACUGCAAAAUCCCACUCUUAUCGCUCGAUCCCGCAGGUUAUUGUUGAUAAAAAAGCGAGCGGUGAACUUGCAAAUCAAGAUGUGAUGAAAAAAGUUUUCUUGGAAAAACUCAGUUUUA
Molecule: messenger RNA, 187 nt
Organism: Racocetra persica
Lineage: Eukaryota; Fungi; Glomeromycota; Glomeromycetes; Diversisporales; Gigasporaceae
Source: the annotation of a GenBank genome assembly